UUCCCCGGAACACCACCGCUCCCGACUCAACACAAGUGCCCCCGGCCCAAGGGAGCGAAGGGACCCGCUUGGCCAUGGAAAGUGCCCUGACUGCCCGUGACCGUGUCGGGGUGCAGGACUUUGUCCUGCUGGAGAACUACACCAGCGAGGCAGCCUUCAUCGAGAACCUGCGCAAACGCUUCAAGGAAAAUCUGAUCUAUACGUACAUCAGUUCAGUGCUGGUCUCGGUGAAUCCGUACAAGGAGCUGGAAAUCUACACAAAACAGCACAUGGAAAGAUACCGAGGAGUCAAUUUCUAUGAAGUCUCGCCUCACAUUUAUGCCAUCGCUGACAAUUCCUACCGGUCAAUGAGAUCUGAGAAGAAGGACCAGUGUAUCCUCAUCUCUGGAGAGAGCGGAGCUGGCAAAACUGAGGCCUCCAAGAAGAUCCUUCAGUACUAUGCUGUGACUUGCCCCGCCAGUGGCAGGGUGGAGUCGGUGAAGGACAGGCUACUCCAAUCUAACCCGGUGCUGGAGGCGUUCGGAAAUGCUAAGACCCUACGUAAUGACAACUCCAGUCGCUUUGGCAAAUACAUGGACAUUCAGUUUGACUUUAGGGGAGCGCCUGUAGGAGGCCACAUCCUCAAUUAUCUGUUGGAGAAAUCCCGAGUGGUCCACCAAAAUCACGGAGAGAGGAACUUUCACAUAUUUUACCAGCUGAUUGAAGGGGGAGAUGAUGAACUGCUGAGGAGGCUGGGCUUGGAACGCAACCCCCAGAGCUACCAGUAUCUCGUCAAAGGCCAGUGUGCAAAAGUUAGCUCGAUCAACGACAAGAAUGACUGGAAAACCGUGCGGAAAGCACUGUCUAUCAUCGAUUUCAGCGACAGGGACGUGGAGGAACUGCUAAACAUAAUUGCCAGUGUCCUGCACCUGGGAAAUGUCCAGUGCUUAGAAGAUGACAACGGAAAUGCUACCAUUAAUGGAGAAAACCAGGUCAAACUGCUGUCCAGGCUACUGGAGGUGUCAGCUACUGUCCUACGUGAGUCACUGACUCACAAGAAAAUUAUUGCCAAGGGAGAAGAGCUCAUCAGCCCUCUGAAACUUGAGCAGGCAGCCUACGCCCGGGAUGCUGUGGCAAAGGCCAUCUAUGGCCGCACGUUCUCCUGGCUCGUCAACAAGAUCAAUACGUCUCUUGCGCACAAGGACUCCACGUAUUCUGACCGGAUUAAACCCGCAGUGAUCGGACUCCUGGAUAUUUAUGGGUUUGAGGUCUUUCAACACAACAGCUUCGAACAGUUCUGCAUCAACUACUGCAACGAGAAGCUGCAGCAACUCUUCAUUGAGCUGACACUCAAGUCUGAGCAGGAGGAGUACGAAUCCGAAGGAAUAGCGUGGGAACCUGUUCAAUAUUUCGACAACAAGAUUAUCUGUGACCUGGUGGAGGAGAAACACAAAGGGAUCAUCUCCAUUUUGGAUGAGGAAUGUUUGCGCCCGGGAGAUGCGACUGAUUUAACCUUCCUUGAAAAGCUGGAGGAGACAGUUGGCAAACAUCCCCACUUUGUCACACAUAAAUUGGGUGAUCAGAAAACCAGGAAGACUUUGGCUCGGGAGGAAUUUCGACUGCUACACUAUGCAGGAGAGGUGAACUAUAACGUGACUGGCUUCCUGGACAAAAACAAUGACCUGCUCUUCAGGAAUCUGAAAGAGGUUAUGUGCGAUUCUGGGAAUAGCAUCUUAAACCAGUGCUUUGAGAGGAGUGAACUCGAUGACAGGAAGAGACCAGAAACGGCAGCCACUCAGUUUAAGGCAAGUCUUGCGAAACUGAUGGAGAUUCUGAUGUCUAAAGAUCCUUCUUAUGUCCGCUGCAUUAAACCAAAUGAUUCGAAGCAAACCGGGAAGUUUGAUGAAGUCCUAAUAAGACAUCAAGUGAAAUACCUGGGACUAAUGGAAAAUCUCCGAGUAAGGAGAGCUGGCUUUGCAUAUCGGAGGAAAUUUGAAAUCUUCCUGCAGAGGUACAAAUCUUUGUGCCCAGAGACCUGGCCGAAUUGGAAAGGUCGUCCUUCUGAUGGGAUAGCGACUCUGGUAAAGCACCUUGGAUAUAAACCGGAGGAGUACAAACUGGGCAGGACGAAGAUUUUUAUCCGCUUUCCCAAGACUCUCUUUGCCACUGAAGAUGCCUUUGAACUGCAGAAACAUACUAUAGCCACGAAGAUUGAGACAGUUUGGCGGGGUUUCCAUCAGCGACAGAAAUUCCUGAAGCAGAAAGGAGCGGCCAUCAGCGUUCAGUCGUGGUGGAGGGGGAUUCUCGGUCGCAGAAAAGCUGCUCGCAAAAGACACGCAGCCAACGUCAUACGCAGGUUCGUAAAGGGUUUUAUUUAUCGGCAUAAACCCCGCUGUCCUGAGAACGAAUAUUUUCUGGAUUACGUGAGAUUCUCAUUCCUCAUGAAACUGAAACGAAACCUGCCAAAGAACGUUCUCGACAAAUCGUGGCCUGUACCUCCCCCAGCGCUCUCAGAGGCCUCGGAGCAGUUGAGACACUUACACAUGCAAAAUAUGGUCCAGACUUACUGCAAGAAGAUCACUCUGGAAUGGAAGCAACAGCUGGAGCAGAAGGUUGUAGCCAGCGAACUGUUCAAGGAUAAGAAAGACAACUAUCCUCAAAGUGUACCCAAACUCUUUGUCGCCUCCAGGAUAACAUCCAACGAAAUCAACCCCAAGGUGCUGCAGGUUAUAGAGGUCGAUAAAAUCCAGUACGCCGUGCCCGUCACAAAGUACGACAGGAAGGGCUACAGGGCUAGAACGCGGCAGUUGGUCAUUGCACAGAGCAGUGCCUUCAUUGUGGAAGAAGCCAAACUUAAACAGAGGAUCGACUACAACAACUUAAGAGGAAUAUCUGUCAGUUCGCUGAGCGAUGGACUGUUUGUUCUUCAUGUUCCCUGUGAAGACAACAAGCAAAAGGGUGAUGUUGUGCUGCAGAGUGAUCACGUGAUUGAGACACUAACCAAACUAGCCAUGACCGCAGACAAAGUCAACAACAUUAACAUCAUCCAGGGAAGCAUAAAGUUCACAGUUGGACAGGGCAAAGAAGGAAUAAUCGAUUUCACAUCCGGGUCAGAACUGAUCAUAUCCAAAGCAAAGAAUGGUCACCUGUCAGUGGUGGCACCUCGCCUCAACUCCAGAUGAUGCUUAAGUCAUGGACCAAAACUGCCUGUUGUACAGAGGGAUCACUUGAAUCAAUGCACGAAUAAAUAACAGAAAAUCAAGCUCAAGAGUUUACUGGUGAGGAAUUCAAUUCCUCCGCCUUACCCCAAUCUUUUAACCUCCCUUUACUCUCUUUGACGAACUGCCAAAGGCCUAUGCUUCCAAGCCGGGAUAAGAAAAAAAUUCCUCCAGAUUAUACUUUAAUUAUACAUUUUUAAAAAAAUAAAAAUAGCUAUUAUUAUUAUUGUUAUUAUCAGACUCACUAAAUUGAUUCACACUGCACAGCAUCCGUGCGUAAAUGUGUGAUACGUAAAGCAAUACAGAACAGGGUAAAUUCUAUAUGGAAAUGUGAUCCCUUCUGAUCCCAGUUUGCCAUCGCAGAAGGUGUUCACGACUGGUUUUGCCUUGUACACCGCUUGCCAGUUCAUUGAUUUUAUAAGAUUGUUCGAUGGAGAAGCUUUGUUUGAUAUUUUAGUUUAUCAUUGAACGAUGAAAAGCCAUGAAGAAUCAAGGAUGAUUAUUUUUUUGUCUUCCCCUGUAUAUAACCUGUAAUAACUAAUAAAUCUUGUACAACACA
Callorhinchus milii (elephant shark) is the source of this 3756-nucleotide messenger RNA. Its product is annotated as unconventional myosin-Ic. The record is from RefSeq and is a predicted model, not a curated record. The coding region runs from base 75 to 3161 and encodes 1028 amino acids. Gene Ontology annotation, cellular component: vesicle; microvillus; cytoplasm. The transcript is spliced from 32 exons. Gene Ontology annotation, molecular function: actin filament binding; microfilament motor activity; ATP binding. Lineage: Eukaryota; Metazoa; Chordata; Chondrichthyes; Chimaeriformes; Callorhinchidae. Gene Ontology annotation, biological process: actin filament organization; vesicle transport along actin filament.